GUUGCUCCCUUGUUGCCGCGUUGAAUUCACUGUGCUGCGCACACGUAGACAGACACACAGAUACGGACACACACAGCGCGCACAAGAGAUCGCGUGGUGUGUCCAGGAAUGCGCACGAGCCGGAACGAAGAAUGGCCAACAACUGACUCGCAAUUUGCGUGCGUUUGUGUGACGCGGAGGGCGGUCCUACGGGCACAUGGUUAGUCCUUAAUGAUCAUUACCACGCCAGUGAUCAGCGAGAGAGCAGGGACGGAGCGCGUGCGAUCAAGACCGGAAUAUCACGUACGCACCUGCGUAUAGAUACAUACGUAGAUAGAUAGAUACAUGCGCCAAGGAAAACACGUCGCGCUUCGUGUGUUCGUCACCGAACGUUGUUAGAAUCAUCGUUGCCCGGAGAAACAGCGCACGCGCGCUCUCUCCUUCUACCAGCAUGUCUGAGUGGAUCCACUGAGUUCAUCGGUGAACUGCCAGUAUUAUACGUAGGAUUGACGCGUGUGCAUGCAUCCCUCUGCUUCGGAAUCAUAUAGUGGCGUAAAGCAACGCGUGCGUGCGUGCGUGCUUAUGUGCGUGCGUGUGUGGUGCGUGCGUGCGUGCGUGGUGUGAGGCCUUCACAGGUGUUGCUGGCCUGUGUCGACAGCUACGUGUGAUGGGCGGUUGUAGCCGCUAGUGUGUGUCUACACCGAGUGACCUGCAGUUAUAGCUGUGCCAUGGACGCGGUAUAAUACAGAGGCUAUAUACAUAGGUGUGCCUAUGUGCGUGCGUAUGAGUAUGUGUACCUGCCCUGAGAAGGGAGAGGCAUAGCCGAGUUGAGCUACACGUUGAGUUGUCUAGAUACAUCUCCACGCUGUGAGUACUAGGCGAGUUGCUGUUGCUGUACAAGUGCACAGAGAGGAUUGGUUCAAGGAUCAAGGAUUUUGGAGAGGAUUUAUCUCUGCCCUCUCUCGCUUCCUCCCUCAUCGGUCUCUUCCCCCUCCCUACCCCCUCUCUUUCCAUUCUCUAUAUCUGUCUGCUUCUUCUUGUCUCUCUCCACCUCCCUCUCUCUCUGCUUUUCACCUCUCGUUUCUCCUGUCCACUUUCCAUUUUUCUUUUACCCUCUCUUUCUUUCGCUCUCCUCCCCUGCACACUCUUUACCUUUGUUUUUUUCCUCUCCCCCUCUCUGUAUCUACCCUUCUCUUUCUCUCCCCCGCUCCCUCUCUCCCCAUCUCUCUCUAUCUUGCUCUCUCUCUCUCUUCCCCCUUCUUUUCCUCCCUCUCUCUCCCUCACUCUCUCUGCACCGUCUCUUUUCCUACCCUUCCCUUCUCUGUCAGCGAUGGUUGGCGCACACUGCAACUCUCACUCAUGAUGCGUCACCGACCCACCUCCACCCGCAGGAGGCCGGGCGAGAACGGACACGGAGGAGGAGGUCACGGAGCAAGAAGCCAUACGCUCGGCAGGGGCGGCGGGUGGCGGGAGGAUGAGUCCGGGGAGGAUGAGGAGAAGGAAGAGGAGUGUGGGUUCCAUCCGCACACGCUGUGGGUGUUGACGGCGUUGACACUAGCGCUACGGCUCAAUGUUGUCCGGCAGAAGCAGAACUGGUGGAUCCUUCACCCGGACGAGGUGUUCCAGUCUGUAGAAGUAGCCCACACGGAGGCGUAUGGCUACGGCUUCCGACCUUACGAAUACCUGGACGCUCCGGCAGUUAACGGCAGCGCCGCCGAGCGGCAGAGAGCCGCACUAGGCAUGUACAGCAUGCGCAGUUUCCUGCAUCCGCACAUCUACGCGCUCCUGUUCACCGCCACCAGGUGGCUCUGCUUCGACGCAAACCCAUUCCAGGUUAGCAAGCUGUUUCACACGACCGUCGCCGCCUCGCUUCCCGUCGCCGUGCAUCGCUUCACGAAAUCCGCACUCCGCUCGACAGAUGUCGCCACCGUCGCGGCGGCUGCUGUCGCCUUCUCGCCACAGUUGAUGGUGCUCGGCACGCACGCGUUCGUCAACAGUCUGCUAUCUCCCGUCGUCUUCUUCCUUCUCGCGGUCCUGUUCGAAAAACUACGUGCGACCUGUGAUGAAUACGAUUUCGAAUCCUGCCAAGAACUGGACAGUGGUCAGAGACAGUUUGUGGGACAUCGUGUUGGUGAUGGUAGUGGCAGAACGGCUGAUGAUGGCAGGAUAGCAGCUGCUGCAGUCGACAAGAAUCAAAAUUCCACGAUCAAAACGCACGUCGGCGGCGCGCGGCAGGGAAGACUCGCGCGCCACCUGGCGGUGUUCGCGUGCGGCGCUGCGCUCGGCGUCGUCUGCUACGUGCGGCUGGACGUCGCCGCGCUGUUGGCCGUCAGUGUCGCCCUCUACUGGCUGCCGCGGCUGCGCACGCUGCUACCCUGCUUUGCGACGCUCGCGGUCGGCUUUGCCGUCGGAUUUCUCGUCGGCUGUGGCGACGACUACGUCCGUUACGGCGUGUUCGGAGUGUCGCCGCGGCAGUGGUUUGCGUUCAACGUGCGCGAGGGACACGCUGCACGGCUGUUCGGCUGGCAGGGCGCCGGGAAAUACCUCGAGGACGUGUUCCUGGAGAACGCGGUGGUGGCCGCCAUGUUUGCGUCUCCUGCGCUGACGCUGCUGUGCCGCACUCAGGCCAGGCGGAGCCACCUGUUGAUGUGGGCGACGGCGCUGCUGCUGCUGGCGCUGUACUCGGCGCAGCGACACAAGGAACCGCGAUUCGUGCACAACGUCAUCGUGUUGCAGACGAUCGCCGCCAGCGCCGCGCUGGUGGCGGUCGUCAGGGCGACGCUCGGCCGACGUCGGCGCAGUGGCGCCCUCUACGCGCUGAUGGCGGCGUUUGUCGUCAACGGCUGCUGCCACCUGCCGGACUCGCGCAGUCCGUACAACGGGAAGUGGAGCUACGCUAGCGCCACCACGUCGCAGGAUGUGAACGAGUGUUUGUUUUACGUCGGUCAACAGCCAGACGUGACGGGCGUGGUAGUCGAUUACACAAUACACCUGACAGGCGGCUAUACCCUGCUGCACCGUGACGUCCCGCUGAUCGCGCGCACACACUACGAGUACCGUGAGUGGAGCGCGGCCGCCAGGGUACGCACGCCCUCUCGCGGCUACCUGCGCGACGCCACCGUCGCCGUCGCCACCAUCGACGACAUCGCCGACUUCGUGAGCGUCGAGAACGCGCCGCUGCUGCUGCGACGCGUCGCCAGCCGACCGGAAUAUAACUACGCCGUCGUCAGGGGCGACGGUUCGCGUCUGCUACCCGUUGGUUUCGCGCGUGCGCACACCGCACGUCGCUACUCCGUGCUGCGUCGGCAGGGCGGACGCGCCGAGCGGGCGCUGCUCCACCUAGCGGAGGGAAUCCCCGUCGGCAGCAACGCGACGGUGUUGGAGUACGAAGCGAGUUGGUUGAUGACGUUCGGGCAUCAUCGGCAAGCGAUCGUGCGUCUCCGGCACGCCAUCGCGCUAGGCAGCACGCGCCGCCGUCCUUACCAGCUUCUCUACACCGCAUACACGGGUCUGGGAGCAGCGAGCGACGCGCGCGCCGCCAUGCGGGAGUGUGCUGCAGCGCACGGGGAGCAGGUGUGCAGGACACCGCAGGCGAAAGUUGUGCUGCACCAGGAAUACAAUCUCGACCUCUAGAGGGAGCUACGUGAUACCGUACCGCAAAGCCGUACUGCAGCUGAGAACAAUAUACAUGUAUACAUAUAUAUAUAUAUAUAUAUAGAUAUAUAUAUAUAUAUAUAUAUAUAUAUAUGUGUGUGUCUGUGUGUUAAUGUAUAUAUUGUCCUCAACUGUGCCGGAUCGUGGGUAGAACUUCUACGACUCAGCAGGAAACCAUAGCAAACCACGCGUACUAUAGAUAUCCUAUAGUGUCCUGUACAUGAUAGCAGGAUAUAUCUACAGGCGCACCCUCGCCUCAUAGAUGGCGUUGUAGGAUAGAUACCAUAAGGCAAAGCUAUGCCAAACUAAGUGUCCAACCUCGCUGGCUUGUUUUCCUUGUGACGGAUCAUGAGUUAGCAGAUGAAUGACCACCUUUAGAACAUCUUCAUAGAGAUACUUUGCAAGGAAAAAUUAGCACGUUAAUACAUAAUAUAUAAUUUGCCGCUGCCAAAUGCUAUGGGUGUCGCGCUGUGGGAAAUCAAAAUUAACCUAGGUGGCUCUGGUGACGAUACAGGCUAAACUCUGUUGUAUCAUAAAUGUAUUGAUCUAUAAGGGCGUCCUAGUCAAAGACUGAUGGACUUUGCGAUGUGUGUGUGAUAUAUACAGGUCCGUGUGCGUGCGUGUAGUACGUAAGUGCAUACUACAGCAGCAAUGAACUAAUGAUUUAUGAAGUGCCUAUACUGUUGAAAAUCGUGCCAUAUGUUUGUCAGCAAUGCGUCUUGGAGUGAUUUUAUAAUUAAUUUUUUUUUAUAGCAAAUCGAA
This is a messenger RNA of Priapulus caudatus, 4395 nucleotides long. RefSeq lists its product as uncharacterized. Gene Ontology annotation, molecular function: mannosyltransferase activity. The transcript has 5 exons. The record is from RefSeq and is a predicted model, not a curated record. Bases 1339 to 3612 code for a protein of 757 amino acids. Gene Ontology annotation, cellular component: endoplasmic reticulum membrane. NCBI's taxonomy places the organism in Eukaryota, Metazoa, Priapulida, Priapulimorpha, Priapulimorphida, Priapulidae.